ACCCUUUUGGGGGGUCUCUUUCGUAGGAGGUGUGAGGUGGAGCGCGGUCUCUCCUUGUCGGUGGAUCCGGUGUCUCGCGGUGCCGUCUCCUCCGGUCUCCCCCGGGAUGGCGUGCUAUCUGAAGGACGAGCUUCUGUGCUCCAUCUGUCUCAGCAUCUAUCAGGACCCGGUGAGCUUCGGCUGUGAACAUUAUUUCUGCCGUAAAUGUAUCACGGAGCAUUGGAGCCGCCAGAAGCACGGGGGUCCCCUGGACUGUCCGGAGUGCCGGAGGUCCUUCGCUGAGCCCACCUUGUCCCCCAGCCUGAAGCUCUCCAAUAUUGUGGAAAGGUACUCGGCCUUCCCCCUGGACGCCAUCCUCAGCGCCCAGCGCAGCUCCUUCCCCUGCAAGGACCACGACAAAGUGAAGCUCUUCUGCCUGACCGACCGAGCCGUGGUCUGCUUCUUCUGUGACGAGCCCUCCCUGCACGAGCAGCACCAGGUCACCAACGUGGACGAGGCCUUCGAGGAACUGCAGCGAGAACUGAAGGAGCAGCUCCAGGCGUUGCAGGAGAGCGCCAGGGGCCACACCGAGGCCCUCCAACUACUGAAGCGUCAGCUGGCCGAGACCAAGUCCUCUGCCAAGAGCCUGCGCGCCACCAUCAGCGAGGCCUUCGAGCACCUCCACCGACUGCUGCGAGAGCGCCAGAAGGCCAUGCUGGAGGAGCUGGAGUCCGACACGGCGCGCACCCUGACCGACAUCGAGCACAAGGUCCAACGCUACAGCCAGCAACUGCGCAAGGUGCAGGAGGGGGUGCAGAUCCUGCAGGAGCGCCUGGCGGAGAGCGACAAACACAACUUCCUGGCGGGGAUCUCAUCGCUGUCUGAGAGGUUAAAGGGAAAGAUCCACGAGACCAACCUGACCUACGAAGACUUCCCCACCUCCAAGUAUAUGGGGCCCCUGCAGUACACCAUCUGGAAGUCGCUCUUCCAGGACAUCCACCCGGUGCCGGCGGCGUUGACGUUGGACCCGGUGACCGCCCACCAGCGCCUGAUCCUCUCGGAUGACUGUACGAUCGUGGCGUACGGUAACUUGCACCCUCAGCCUCUGCAGGACUCUCCGAAGCGCUUUGACGUGGAGGUGUCGGUGUUGGGCUCGCAGGUCUUCGAUGGCGGCGUCCAUUACUGGGAGGUGGUCGUCUCCGACAAGACGCAGUGGAUGAUUGGACUGGCCCACGAAGCCGUGAGCCGCAAGGGAAGUAUUCAGAUCCAGCCCGGGAAAGGCUUCUACUGCAUCGUGAUGCAUGAUGGGAACCGCUACAGCGCCUGCACAGAGCCCUGGACGCGGCUCAACGUCAAGAGCAAAUUAGAGAAGGUCGGCGUCUAUCUGGACUAUGACAAGGGUCUCCUGAUCUUCUACAACGCCGACGACAUGUCCUGGCUCUACACCUUCCGCGAGAAAUUCCCCGGAAGACUCUGUUCCUAUUUCAGCCCCGGGCAGAGCCACGCCAACGGCAAGAAUGUACAACCGCUGCGCAUCAACACGGUGCGAAUAUAGCCCCGCCCCCCACCAUGCUGCUGCCUGUCCGGGGGAGGGAGGGGCCCCAUAUUUACAUAUUCCAUCUCUCCUUCAUCCACUGAGGGACACAGGAAUUCAGAACCGUCGAGUGACACCGCUGCCCGCAGGAGGUCAAGACCUUCGAAAAAGUCCUAAACCAGCCCCCUUGUGUCCCAAUCUCCACCCAGCAACCAGCUCCCUUGUAUCCCAAUCUCCACCCAGCCCCCUUGUGUCCCACUAAACCAGCCCCCUUGUGUCCCACUAAACCAGCCCCCUUGUGUCCCACUAAACCAGCCCCCUUGUGUCCCACUAAACCAGCCCCCUUGUGUCCCACUAAACCAGCCCCCUUGUGUCCCACUAAACCAGCCCCCUUGUGUCCCACUAAACCAGCCCCCUUGUGUCCCACUAAACCAGCCCCCUUGUGUCCCACUAAACCAGCCCCCUUGUAUCCCACUAAACCAGCCCCCUUGUAUCCCACUAAACCAGCCCCACUAAACCAGCCCCCUUGUGUCCCACUAAACCAGCCCCCUUGUAUCCCACUAAACCAGCCCCCUUGUAUCCCAAUCUCCACCCAGCAACCAGCCCCCCUUGUAUCCCACUAAA
This is a messenger RNA of Rana temporaria (common frog), 2137 nucleotides long. It is a transcript of the gene TRIM62, whose product is annotated as tripartite motif containing 62. Bases 107 to 1534 code for a protein of 475 amino acids. Gene Ontology annotation, biological process: innate immune response; positive regulation of canonical NF-kappaB signal transduction. The record is from RefSeq and is a predicted model, not a curated record. Gene Ontology annotation, molecular function: protein binding; zinc ion binding. Lineage: Eukaryota; Metazoa; Chordata; Amphibia; Anura; Ranidae. The transcript is spliced from 5 exons.